CAGCCGGUUGAAGCAGACAGACUAUAAACUGUGGGAACCAGCAGCAGUCAGAACACGUUUUGAAAUAAAAAAAUUUACCGAUUCGUGACUCCCAUAUUUAGUCGUUAUUUAGUCAUAUUUGAGCAAACAAUAAUAAAAUGUGGGCAUUUAAAGAAUGCGAGCCCAAGUUGUUACUUUUUAAAAAUGUAACCAAUGCAAGUGAAAUUCGAGAAAGGAUUAUGAAAGCUAGCUUUCCUUGCGCUGCAAUUAAUCCUAGAUAUGUAUUGGACACCUUUCAAGUAUUAGUGGCCACCCAACUUGCUGUGAUGAGCCAUCAAAGUCAUACCCUUAAAACACAUUCUGUGUUUUCUGAAAUUGUUUAUAACAUGUCCCCAACAAAAAAGAUUACAGAUUCCUUAAAAAUAUUUGGAAUGAAUGAUAAAGAUACAUAUUUUCUUUGUGUGGUACUUAAUGAAGAAGAUAUGGAACUUGUCUGUUCUAAAGUCAAAGGAGAAUUGGCAGAACCCACCCAAGACAAUUUUGAAACAUGUGAUGAAAAUGAGCUGAGGAAAAUUUAUAAAAUCAAAGAAGAAGAAACAAAAAUUGUUUCUUUAUUGGAUGCUAUAAUUAACCGAAUUUCGACAAAAGAAAUUGCUACAUAGUACUAAUAUUUUUUGUGUAAAACUAGAUUUAGAAGCAGGAUCAAUUAUGUAUUAUUCAUUCAUAUUUGAUUGUACAUUUUACGAUUUUCACAUCAUCAGUUGGUCUGUCAUCUUUAUCUGUUUCUACAAACCCAAUCCUUUUCACAACAGACAUGCCUGAAUAAAUUCUCCCAAAAAUGGAAUGCUUGCCAUCUAGCCAUUGGGUUGGAGCUAAAAUAAAUAUAAAAUAAAUUUGCAUUUGAUGUAG
Molecule: messenger RNA, 888 nt
Organism: Daphnia pulex (common water flea)
Lineage: Eukaryota; Metazoa; Arthropoda; Branchiopoda; Diplostraca; Daphniidae
Product: EKC/KEOPS complex subunit Tprkb-like
Exons: 3
Coding region: 138-641 (167 amino acids)
Biological process (GO): telomere maintenance via recombination; tRNA threonylcarbamoyladenosine modification
Cellular component (GO): nucleus; EKC/KEOPS complex; cytosol
Source: RefSeq, a predicted model, not a curated record